Messenger RNA from Beta vulgaris subsp. vulgaris (sugar beet), 2052 nucleotides. Its product is annotated as serine/threonine-protein kinase RUNKEL. Gene Ontology annotation, molecular function: protein kinase activity; microtubule binding; ATP binding. Lineage: Eukaryota; Viridiplantae; Streptophyta; Magnoliopsida; Caryophyllales; Amaranthaceae. The record is from RefSeq and is a predicted model, not a curated record. Gene Ontology annotation, biological process: cytokinesis by cell plate formation; protein phosphorylation; phragmoplast assembly. Bases 157 to 1908 code for a protein of 583 amino acids. The transcript is spliced from 8 exons.
UAUACUGGCCUAGUAUAUUUGCUUCCUUUUCUCCCCUAUUCUGGUAUCUGUAGAGUACAUACUCGCCAUCUUGUUUGAAUUCCGUAAUCCGUUGCUUUCUUUCUCUCACUUCCAACUAAACGCUCUUUCUUACUCCGUCCAACUAGGGAAAUUUCCAUGAAUCAGUACCACGUUUACGAAGCUAUCGGCCAUGGAAAACACUCGGCUGUUUACAAAGGAAGGAAGAAGAAGACGAUCGAGUAUUUUGCUAUUAAGAGCGUUGAUAAAUCCCAAAAGAGCAAGGUUCUUCAAGAAGUCAGGAUUUUACAUGCUCUAAAUCACCCAAAUGUGCUGAAAUUUUACUCAUGGUACGAAACUUCAGCUCACUUGUGGUUGGUGCUGGAAUAUUGUGUUGGAGGAGACCUUAUGAGCUUAUUGCGACAGGAUGAGCAUCUUCCAGAAGACUCCAUACAUGAUCUAGCCAGUGACAUUGUCAAAGCUUUGCUUUUCUUACAUUCAAAAGGAAUUAUUUACUGUGAUUUGAAACCAUCCAACAUUCUUUUAGAUGAGAAUGGACAGACAAAGCUCUGUGAUUUUGGAUUGGCCAGGAAGUUGAGCGAUAUAUCAAAAACCCCUUCAUCUUUGCUGCCACAAGCGAAGCGUGGAACACCUUUUUACAUGGCCCCAGAGCUUUUCCAAGAUGGUGGGGUGCACUCUUACGCAUCUGAUCUUUGGGCUCUUGGUUGUGUCUUAUAUGAAUGCUACACAGGAAGGCCUCCUUUUGUAGGAAGAGAAUUUACCCAGCUAGCAAAAUCUAUAAUUUCAGAUUCAGUUCCUCCUCUUCCAGGCAAUCCUACCCGCCCUUUUGUCAAUCUGGUGAAUUCUCUAUUGGUGAAAGACCCAGCUGAAAGAAUACAGUGGACGGAGCUUUGUGAACAUGCAUUCUGGACAACAAAAUUUACCCUGGUUUCUUUGCCUCCUCAGGAAGUAUAUGAUAACAUGAUUGAAGUUUUACAUAGACCAUAUCUUGCUGAACGUAAUGGUGAAAGACACUCCCGUGGUAAAACUCCCCCGAAAUCGUGUGAGAAAGAAAUCAAAGGACACUCCAAACAAGAUGAGAAUGGUAAUGUAGGGUCUAGAGGCAUUGGAACACCUGUAAAAGGUACCACCAGUGGCCGAAAAACUCAAAUGAAAUGUGGAAGAGUUGUGGAUGAUAAGCAGGCCAAUCCUUCAAGUACAAGGGGGGUGAAUAUCCUCCGCCUCUCGAGAAUAGCCAAAUCAAAUCUACAAAAGGAGAAUGAAAAGGAAAACUAUCGUAGACCUUUGGCUAAUAAUCAGCAGAAUGAUGCUGAGAUUAAAAUAGAGCACACUGAUAUGGAACUUGACUUUAACGAGGAUGACAGUGAUGACACUCAAGGUGAGCCUGAUGCAUCUGAUAACUUUUCUUCAACUCCUGAAGGAAACAAUUCAACUUCAGAUCAGAACCAGGGAGAUAUUGAUGAGGAGUCUGAGUGCCAGUCUGAUACACCUGAUGUCAGCAAGGAUAUCAGAACAAUUGAGGAACCAUCUUCAGAUCACACCGUCUUGAAUUCACCACCCAGUGCGAGCCCUCAAUCUAAGAAUCCAAGGGGUAAGGUAGCUCUGGUGUCUCCAAUGGAAUCUGAAUCAGCAAAAGCUUCAAACGAGCUUUGUGAUGUCUUUUGGCAUCCAUCUGAUCUGUCAGUCAGACCUGUCAUGCCCAGUAGAAAAGCCGUCAAAGUAUCUGAAGCAGUUCCUUCUCUUCCUUUCAAUGCAUUGCCAGCUUCUGAAUUUGAGAAGAUAUCUAAAGAUCAAUUUGAUGCUUUUAGCAAUAAGAUUGUAAGCAUUUUGAGUGGUAAUGCUAAUAUUGGUGAGAAGCAGAAUACAAUCCGGUAUCCCUUGAGACUUUGAGCAGCAAUGUUGAAGUUGCAAACAUGAUUACAAAUGGACCUAUAAUGCUGAUACUCAUUAAACUCCUUCGGCAGUCCAAGGCUUCAGCUUUCAGAAUUCAGCUUGUUUCACUGAUUGGGUUGUUGAUUCGGCAUUCUACUGACA